This is a messenger RNA of Mercurialis annua (annual mercury), 1302 nucleotides long. Its product is annotated as damage-control phosphatase At2g17340-like. The transcript is spliced from 11 exons. NCBI's taxonomy places the organism in Eukaryota, Viridiplantae, Streptophyta, Magnoliopsida, Malpighiales, Euphorbiaceae. The coding region runs from base 61 to 1164 and encodes 367 amino acids. Gene Ontology annotation, biological process: coenzyme A biosynthetic process. Gene Ontology annotation, molecular function: pantothenate kinase activity; ATP binding. Gene Ontology annotation, cellular component: nucleus; cytosol. The record is from RefSeq and is a predicted model, not a curated record.
GAAAUAUGCUGUUUUGGUUUCUCCCAAAAGCAAAGCAAGGGAAAGAUUGAAAGAAGAAAAAUGGAAAGCGAAUCGGAAAUGGUAGCGUUUCCAUUGCUAGUGACACCCAUCGAAUCGAAUUACCGAGUGGCCACUAUUCCUUACAGAUUCCCAUCUGACAACCCGAAGAAGCCUACUCCCACAGAGCUUCAAUGGAUCGAUCUCUUCCUCAAUUCCAUCCCUUCAUUCAAGAAACGCGCUGAAAGUGACACAACUGUUCCUGAUGCUCCUGCUAGAGCUCUCAAAUUUGCUCAAAGAUACGCUGACAUCCUGGAGGAUUUCAAGAAAGAUCCGGAGGCUCACGGUGGUCCGCCCGAUUGCAUUCUUCUUUGCAGACUUCGGGAGCAAAUUCUACGAGAGCUCGGGUUUACUGACAUUUUCAAGAAAGUCAAGGAUGAGGAGAAUGCAAAGGCUAUCUCUCUUUUUGAGGAUGUUGUUUCUCUUAAUGAUGCUAUCGAAGAUGGCCCCAAACGUCUCGAGAAUCUUGUUAAAGGAAUCUUUGCUGGCAAUAUUUUUGACCUUGGUUCUGCACAGCUUGCUGAGGUUUUCUCGAGGGAUGGAAUGUCCUUUUUGGCUAGUUGUCAGAAUCUUCUCCCUCGCCCCUGGGUUAUUGACGAUCUAGACACUUUCAAAGCGAAGUGGGGCAAGAAAUCUUGGAAAAAGGCGGUCAUCUUUGUUGAUAAUUCUGGUGCUGAUAUUAUUUUGGGUAUUUUACCCUUUGCUAGGGAGCUACUUCGACAUGGAACGAAGGUUGUGUUAGCUGCUAAUGACUUGCCCUCUAUCAACGAUGUCACAUACCCGGAACUAAUUGAGAUUAUAGCAAAGCUGAAAGAUGAAAAUGGACAGCUCAUGGGGGUUGAUACUUCUAAUCUUUUGAUUGCCAAUUCUGGGAAUGAUUUGCCAGUUAUUGAUCUAGCAAGGGUAUCUCAAGAGCUAGCUUAUUUAUCUAAUGAUGCUGACCUAGUAAUAAUGGAAGGAAUGGGUCGCGGGAUAGAAACGAAUCUCUAUGCUCAGUUUAAAUGUGAUUCUCUCAAGAUUGGAAUGGUAAAACAUCUAGAGGUUGCUCAAUUUCUUGGAGGACGGCUCUACGAUUGUGUUUUCAAGUACAACGAAGUUUCAAGUUAAGGAUAUCCAUUCUUCUGUAUUACGAAAUCAUUUACGGGCAGCCAAUCAUUUAUAUACACAUAUUUUAGGUCCUUGUCACCUUAAAUAAUGAUCAUUAUAUUGAUAAAGGUUAAUAAAAAAAACAGAUUAAUUCAAUAA